Molecule: messenger RNA, 1692 nt
Organism: Ictalurus punctatus (channel catfish)
Lineage: Eukaryota; Metazoa; Chordata; Actinopteri; Siluriformes; Ictaluridae
Gene: crtap
Product: cartilage associated protein
Exons: 8
Coding region: 192-1430 (412 amino acids)
Biological process (GO): collagen fibril organization; peptidyl-proline hydroxylation to 3-hydroxy-L-proline
Cellular component (GO): endoplasmic reticulum
Molecular function (GO): protein binding; collagen binding
Source: RefSeq, a predicted model, not a curated record
GAGUACUGCCAGACUGCCACUGUUGGGCUCUUGAGCAAGGCCUUUAACCCUGUCUGCUCCUGACCAUGCGUUCUGAUCCCGACGAAUUAUGCGAUAUCGUCCAAUCUGGCAACCCCACGCACUGGUCCUCGGUUCUCUUCAACUUGCUCAAACUCACACACGCUCCGUAAUUCUCCCACAUCAGACCCAAAAUGGCCUCCUUGUCCUAUUGCGUGACUUUCGCUCUGGUUUUCUGUUCCUUCUCGAUGGUUCUGGCUCAGUAUGAGAAGUACAACUUCCGAAGCUUUCCGCGUCACGAGCUCAUGCCACUGGACUCGGCGUACAGGUACGCGCUGGACCAGUACACUGCGGAGAAGUGGAAGGAGACUGUGGAGUAUCUGGAGGUGAGCCUCCGCCUGCACCGGCUUCUCCGCGACAGCGAGGCCUUCUGCAACCUGAACUGCAGCUCAGCGCGCCUGGACUCAGAGGAGCGCUUCUCCGACUUCCCCGAGCUGCGCGCUUUCGGGAACGUGAUGAAGCGCGCGCAGUGCCUCAAGCGCUGCAAGCAGGGCCUCCCAGCCUUCCGCCAAACUCUUCCCAGCAGAGAAACCCUGGACGAGUUUGAAAAACGAGAACCUUACCGAUACCUGCAGUUUGCUUACUUUAAGAGCGAUAAACUGGCAAAAGCUGUGUCUGCUGCACACACCUACCUAGUAAAGCAUCCUGAUGAUGAGAUGAUGCAGAGGAACAUGAACUACUACAAGAGUUUACCUGGAGCUGAAGAGCACCUUAAAGACCUAGAGACCAAGUCAUAUGAGAUGCUGUUUAUUCGAGCAGUACGGGCUUAUAACGGUGAUAAUUACCGAACGUCUGUAUCUGAUAUGGAGCUGGCACUCCAAGACUUCUUCAAGGCUUAUGAUGAAUGUAUUGCUGCCUCAGAGAGUUCCAGGGAAAUCAAUGACUUUCAAGAUUUUUACCCCUCCAUUGCAGAUCACUACACUGAGAUUCUUGAGAGGAAGGUCCGUUGUGAGAGCGAUCUGACUCCAGUCGUUGGUGGAUAUGUUGUGGAGAAGUUUGUGGCAACCAUGUAUCACUACCUUCAGUUUGCCUAUUAUAAAUUGAGUGACUUGAAGAAUGCUGUGCCAUGUGUUGCAAGCUACAUGCUCUUUGACCCUGCUGAUGAGGUGAUGAAGAAUAAUGUGGAUUAUUAUCGGUAUCACAAAGAGAAGUUGGGUCUUGCUGAUGAGGACUUCCUACCCAGAACAGAGGCAAUACGAUAUUACAAUCAGACAACACUACAGCUCCAGAUGUUAAACUUUACCAAAGAAAACCUGCGGCAUGAUGAUGAGAGAAACCAAAGCAAAGAGGCUGGUGAGGACACAACUGUUUAUAGCUGUUUUAAUGGAGAAGUUCUGGAGUUUCUAGACGAAUAUCUUGAUGAAGAGGAGUAGUGUGGAAUGAAUAUUUUAUGCACUGAAAAGUAAGGAUAGGAGCAAAACAGUUUCGUAAACAACGAUCUUUUUCCUGCACAUGUUUGUAUUUAUUUCGGGCAAUGACGAUCUUUUGUAUUCUAUAGGUACCAAACACAUGGUCCAUAUAAACAAAUUGAUAAUCAUUUGUUCCAUGAUGUCUGACAGUACAAUCACUGUAUUUCAGAAGGAUGAAUAAAAAUUCUAUUUGUUGUUAUUUUAGAAUAAAUGGAAAAUUUCCCUA